AUGCCAAGCGCCGGGCGGCGGCGCCCCCGUUCUCGCGGUGGCGUGUCCCUGUGGGUGCUGCAGCAGCAUCACCCGGCCUUGCGUAUCUACAGCGUCUUGUGAGCCUCGAGCGGCAAGGACCGCCACAGCAAGGUCUACACGGCCAAGGGCAUCCGGGACCGCCGCGUCCGCCUCUCCGUCGCCACCGCCAUCCAGUUCUACGACCUCCAGGACCGCCUGGGGUACGACCAGCCCAGCAAGGCCAUCGAGUGGCUCAUCAAGGCCGCCGCCGCCGCCAUCGACAAGCUGCCCUCGCUCGACGCCGCCGCGGGGUUCCCCGCCCACCCGGCCUCCGCCGCGGCCAAGGACCAGCACCACCGCACCCCGCCGGAUGCGGAUGCGGACGCGCCGCCGGACGCCGACCACCACCAGCACCAGCAGCAGCAACUCACGAGAUCGGGAUGCAGCAGCACGUCCGAGACAAGCAAGGGCUCCGUCCUCUCGCUCUCCCGCUCCGAGAGCCGGGUCAAGGCAAGGGAGCGCGCCAGGGAGCGGAGCGCCGCCGCCAGGGACAAGGACAAGGACCCCGCCGCCGACGACGCCGCCACCACGGGGAGGCGCGCCGCGCCCACCACCUCCUCGGCGCAGGCGGCCUCCUUCACCGAACUGCUCACGGGGAUGGCCGCGGCCACGGCGGCCGCCGGCUCCGCCCCCGCCGACCACAAGCAGCAGCAGUCGCCCCCCUGGCAGCCAAUGGCUGCCCCCGCGAUCGCCGACUACAUCGGGUUCGCGCAGCCCCGGAAGGCCGCCGGACACGCGAUUGCGCACUCCUUCGCCUCCCCGGCUCCCCAUCUCGCCAACAUUGCGCCGAUCGCCAUGGCCCCGGCGCAGCACUUCGGCUUGGCGAGCGGCGCCGUCACCGUCGCCUCUGGCGGCGGCGAGCCGCACGCGGAGAUGACGCAGUUCUCGUUCUUGCAGGACCACUACAUGCCCGUCCACGCCGCGCCGGCCUCGGGUCCCGCCGGCGACUACAACCUCAACUUCUCCAUGUCCUCGGGUCUUGUGGGUGUCAACAGUAGGGGGACCCUUCAGUCCAAUUCGCAGCCGCACAUCUCCGGCCACCACCACCAGCACCACCAGCUCCAGAGGCUGUCUACUCCACUGGACGCUCCCAACAUACCCUUCCUGUUCAGCCCGGCCGCCGCGGUGACCACGCCCGCCACGGCGGAGAGCCAGUUCGCCGCGUUCCAGCUCUGGAACGGGUUCCAGCACGCAGACAUGAAGGAGAAGGGCAAGAACUGAUUGACAGCUGCCCAAUGCCGCGCAGUGCUUUCCGGAUGGAUGUGAAGACAUCAAAUAAUUGCAACCUGUCCCCACAAGCACCAUCCAUUGCUUGAAGCGGCUAGCGCUUUUGGGAUGAUUCCUGACAUUCUUGGAAGCAGAUCAUCCUUCAGACAUCUACCCUGGUCAUCACUGGAGAACCUCGUCGUUGUUACUCUGACAACCAUCCGCAUUUUUUACCCGCCUGCUGUUGUAUUCAUUUUGUGGAGGUGAGAUUUUUCGGAGAAUGACUUGCUGGAGUGCCCUGUCAGAAAGCAUUGUAAUCCUUUCCAUUCUAAACUCUCCCAAUGGAUGGAUUCGGCUCUUGAUUGGCACUUUCAAGUUCCAGGGAUCAGUUAUCUGGGCCAUUUUUAUGGUUCUCUGGUUGUGUGUUGUGCGAGAGAAGUGAGAGGAUUCAUGAUUUGAUCCAUCAGAUGAAGUCAUCUGUGGUCAAAGUCUGUUCCCCUGUUGUGUGCUGAAUACAAUGCUCUAAUGAGAGUCUGAGAUGUAAAUUUAAUUUUCUUUUUUUUUUUUGCAGUGAUUAUUUCGUAUUGCUCCCUGAUUUAUGAGAAGCUAGUAUUGGAUGUC
This is a messenger RNA of Setaria italica (foxtail millet), 1887 nucleotides long. Its product is annotated as transcription factor PCF6. Gene Ontology annotation, cellular component: nucleus. Gene Ontology annotation, molecular function: sequence-specific DNA binding; DNA-binding transcription factor activity. Gene Ontology annotation, biological process: regulation of secondary shoot formation. The record is from RefSeq and is a predicted model, not a curated record. NCBI's taxonomy places the organism in Eukaryota, Viridiplantae, Streptophyta, Magnoliopsida, Poales, Poaceae.